AUGGUGCUUAGUGAUUCGUUGAAGCUGCCCUCGCCUACACUUUCUGCUGCUGCUGGAGUGGAAGACUGUGAUGGAGAGGACCACCCCACGUGCCAGAAUUGUUUCACAGUCAAAACACCCCUAUGGAGAAGAGAUGAACACGGUACUGUUCUCUGUAAUGCAUGUGGCCUUUUCCUGAAGUUGCACGGGGAACCAAGACCUAUCAGUUUGAAGACUGACACCAUUAAGUCAAGAAAUAGGAAAAAACUGAAUAAUAACAACGCGAACACUAAUGCCAAUACCCAUUCUAACGACCCAAAUAAAAUAUUCAAAAGAAAGAAGAGACUGCUCACAACUAAUAGUGGUUCGUUGCCCACCAAUAACCCCAAGGUUUCCAUUCUGGAAAAAUUCAUGGUGAGCGGAUCCAUUAAACCGCUAUUGAAACCGAAGGAAGCCCUCCCCAAUACAAAGGAGUGCACCACACAGCGGGGAAAAUUCUCUUUGGACCCCUGCGAACCUGGUGGGAAGAACUACCUCUAUCAGAUCAACGGUUCAGAUAUAUACACGUCGAAUAUAGAGCUGACAAGGCUGCCCACCUUGUCGACGCUAUUAGAACCCUCACCUUUUUCAGACUCUGCUGUGCCAGAAAUAGAACUGACCUGGAAGCUACAUAAUGAGGAGGAAGUAAUCAAACUAAAGACUAAGAUAAGCGAGCUGGAGCUGGUGACGGACCUAUACAAAAAGCACAUAUUCCAACUGAACGAAAAAUGCAAGCAAUUGGAAGUGGAACUACACUCUAGAGCCUCAGUACAAUCUCACCCGCAACUUUGA
Molecule: messenger RNA, 810 nt
Organism: Saccharomyces paradoxus
Lineage: Eukaryota; Fungi; Ascomycota; Saccharomycetes; Saccharomycetales; Saccharomycetaceae
Gene: DAL80
Product: Dal80p
Exons: 1
Coding region: 1-810 (269 amino acids)
Biological process (GO): positive regulation of transcription by RNA polymerase II; negative regulation of transcription by RNA polymerase II
Molecular function (GO): DNA-binding transcription factor activity, RNA polymerase II-specific; RNA polymerase II cis-regulatory region sequence-specific DNA binding; zinc ion binding
Source: RefSeq, a predicted model, not a curated record